CACAACUACUAAUUACUAGGGACGUACCCACGAACUUGGCUUUCUCCCUCCCUCUCCUACCUCCAACAUACUUCAGUCUUCCCGCGUCCACGCCUCUUAGUUCUUAUCGAUCGCUUGUUCUAUUUCAUAUAGGUCUUCACCGUGUUGUAGGCCUUUUAAUCUCAUUUUUUCUCCAUUUUAUUUUUCAUUCCCUCUGUCCAUCAACAUUCCACAUUUCCCGUCAUGGCGCCCACAAGAGCUACGCGCGGCGCUACAAAUGGCACUGCAACCGGCGCUGCUGAGCCAUCAGUAACAGCAGCCUCCGGUACCCCUGUAAAGCGUGGACGUGGAAGGCCACCCAAGAAUGGCGUUUCAGCUCAACCUAAGAAGAGCACUCCUGGCCGCCCUCGUGGCCGUCCCAAGGGAUCUGGAGGUGUGAAGAAGGCGACGGCCAAAGCACCGGCUAAGAAGACUGCUACGGCUACCAAUGGUACUGGUGCUAGACGCGGCAGACCCCCCAAGUCUGAGAGUGCCACUACAACACCCAAGAAGGCGGCAACCCCCAAAGCUGCGUCAGCCAAGAAUAGCGUGAAGGGCUCUGCUACUAAGGGACGCAAAUCAAAGGCCCCUGUGGAAGAUGACGAGGAAACAGAGGAGGCCAAUGGUGAUGGAGAUUCUGCUUCGCCCGAUAGGGAAAUGGACGACGAAGACGCUGUCGGUGAUGACGAUGAUGCUCUCAAUGGCAACGUUGAUAUCAGCAACGAGAACAAUAAUACGAGAGCCAUAAUGCCUAGCUUAGCCAGUCUAGCCACCGCUUUUAGACGGAUAAGUGGCGUGGGGAAACCAUGAUGACUCGGUGGCGGUUUUGGGAUUGAUUCUUUGCUCUUGUGCACGAUUAACGUACAUCGUGCUUGACGGUUUGUAAAAGUAUAAGGUUAAUCCGGGGUUAAAUGAUGGUCGGCCCUGAAAUCAAUUACAAGUAUGAUAACACAUGGACG
Molecule: messenger RNA, 977 nt
Organism: Xylaria bambusicola
Lineage: Eukaryota; Fungi; Ascomycota; Sordariomycetes; Xylariales; Xylariaceae
Exons: 3
Coding region: 223-828 (201 amino acids)
Biological process (GO): regulation of DNA-templated transcription
Cellular component (GO): nucleus
Molecular function (GO): DNA binding; transcription coregulator activity
Source: RefSeq, a predicted model, not a curated record